This is a messenger RNA of Penicillium brasilianum, 3372 nucleotides long. The record is from the annotation of a GenBank genome assembly. NCBI's taxonomy places the organism in Eukaryota, Fungi, Ascomycota, Eurotiomycetes, Eurotiales, Aspergillaceae.
CGAGUAUCACCUGGGCAUCAUAGUGGAAACGGCCGCAGACAAGGGCCAGGCAAGUACUGAUCUCUUCUGUAUUUAGCGGGACGCUAUCGUAAUGAUCGCUAUCGCUUGCCCCCCCGGAGGUCGAGGCCUCAGCGCAACUCUCCGCAAACGACUGCGCGACUCGGUGGCCUCCUUUCCUUAUUGUCAACCCGUCCCCUCAUUUGCCCCGUCGUAGAUCGGUGCUCAAUACACUCCUUUCCGAUUGAUUCUCCUGCGCAAAUGCUGUAUGCUGUUUCAACACCCAACCACCCAAUUUGAGCUUUCGUGGCUCCGUUACCGCUCCAGGUUCUUGGCGCGCCGCCCCUGUCCGUCCUGUUCGCCGCCGCUCGAAUCCUUUGUCCAACUGCACACCAACACCCAAGGAGAUAAUGUCAGGGGGGGCGUUGCCCUCGAUUGCGGACAUCGCUGCUCCGCCUGUUGGACAUGCACACGGUCACAGCCGUAGUCGCGGUCACGGCCAUAAUCGAUCUGCUCGCUGGGCGCAACCACCUCCUCCCCUCUCCCAGGGACAUACCAAUGCCAGCAGCCCACCGCAAUCGGAGCCGACCGGCGCUGUGAGUGGCAGCUAUUCAUAUAGUCAUGUAUCACAACCAUCCACGUCUCAUCAUCACCAUUCGCAUUCCUCUCACUCGAUUGGGCACCAUCAUCACACCCAUACGGCGUCCUCGAUCCACCACGAUGCGUCGCAUGCGCAUGCCCACGGCCACGACCAUGAUCACGACCAUGACCAUGAUCACGCUCAUGAUGUCAAAAUGGGGUCGUCAGCACAAGCGGAUAAGACAAAGUCGACAAAUGAGAUAUAUACCGGCUCCCUUAUCGCAUUGCCUUGGAUUGCCCUAUCGUGGUAUUCGCGGAGUUGUGCCCAAACGGAGAUCCCAGGAGAUUCGACAACUGCAUCAAUUGGCUCGGCUGAGCAAGUCACAUCAAAGGUUGGACUCGUGACUGCUAUGGUCCUCCUCACUUUUGGAUGUGGACAGAUCGUGAGGAAAAAUCACCUACAGGGUGGUGGUUUGAUGAGCGAAUCGUCUAUCAAAUUGCCAGCGGCCAACCUCAAAACAGCCCAAUCAGCUUUGCAGCAAGUCUUCUCCGUCGGACUGCCAAUUUACACUGCAUUGAAGGUGGGAGGCUUCCUGGUAGCUUUCGCUCUUCUUCUUGCAACGGCCUCUGGGCUACCAAAUGUGGUCAACACAACCUUUCAAAGCGCACCCUCUGAGCGAUACAGCAAAAAGAUUUUUACCAUUGCGCUUUUAGUGGCAGUCGUUCUUUUGAGCUUUCUUGGUAUGAACCAGCCUUGGGGUUCCUCGCCGCUCAUGGGAUAUGUGGCACUGUUGGCAUCCGUCUUUGUUCUCCCCCCUCCCUUUCCGACGCUUCGCUGCCAGGGACCCAUCCCAGAGCCGGGUCUCGUUGCUGAAUCUAUGGCUCAGAGUAAGGCCGCGGAUAAUGGCCAAUCAUCUGUCGUUGUUAUGAUGGAUACAUCUCUCGCGCUCAUCACUGGAGCUUCCCUGGCCGGGUUGACUCUAUUAUUCUCUCGUGGCUUGCCAGUCAGCUCUUGGGAGCUGAUCUACCUUUUGCCCACCGCGGUAUCCUUUGCGAUGUCAUUGAUGAUCUGGUUCCCCUCGGGCCUUCGUUCGUCUGAUAAAGUUGGCCUCGCUGUUAGCACUGCGGCAGCGGCUCUCCUCUCCUCUACUCAUAUCAAAGACGAUCACCUGUUUAUCUAUGCCGCCCGUGGUAUUCUCGCUACCGUCUCAUUCUUUGCCGCCCGAAUGGAUGACAGCCAUCUACGCCUAGACGCCCAUACGCACACUCACGGCCAUAAUCACCACCACCAUGGGCACAAUUCCCAUGACAGCACAGAGACUACCCGAGUCACAAAGUGGCUGCUUCAUCGCAGUGAGAAAUAUCCGCUACUGCAUAGCAUCCUCAAGGAGAAAGAUUCUCGCAGCAUCUUCUACUUCAUGUGCCUGAAUUUUACAUUCAUGCUUGUUCAGCUGUCAUACGGGUUUGCCACCGGCUCUCUCGGUUUGCUUAGCGAUAGUAUUCACAUGUUCUUCGAUUGCCUUGCUCUCGUUGUUGGACUUUGCGCUGCUGUCAUGAGCAAGUGGCCGCCGAACGCGCGAUUCCCAUAUGGCUAUGGCAAGGUGGACACUUUGUCUGGCUUUGCCAAUGGUAUCUUCCUCAUGAUCAUAAGCGUGGAGAUCAUCUACGAAGCUGUGGAGCGGUUGUCUUCAGGAAGCCAGAUGCACCGUAUCGGUGAAUUGCUUGCCGUUAGUGUAGCUGGCCUGCUUGUCAACUUGGUCGGCAUUUUCAGCUUCGAGCACGGACACCACCAUCAUGGUCAUGACCAUGGACAUGACCAUGCUCAUGGCAAUGAAAACAUGCAUGGCAUUUUCCUGCAUAUUCUUGCCGAUACACUUGGCUCGGUGGCUGUGGUGAUUUCGACCAUCCUCGUACAUUAUUCGGGAUGGUCAGGCUAUGACCCUUUGGCAUCAUGCUUUAUCGCCAUUUUGAUUUUCGCCUCGGCCGUGCCGUUGGUAAGUAGCACGGCCAAAACUUUACUUCUCACUUUACCGGCGGAUACCGAGUAUAAUGUUCGUGAAACCCUGGCCGGAGUGAGUACCCUUAGAGGGGUUGCGAGCUACACCGUGCCGAAGUUCUGGCUUGAUGAUACCAACUCCUCGUCUUCAGGUCAUGGCCAUGCUCAUGAUCAUACUGGCCAUGGCGAUUGUGCUCAUGGUCAUGAUCAUGGCCACGACCAUCACGAUCAUAGCCACGCUCCUAGCCAUGAUCAUGGCCAUAGUCAUGACCAUGGUCACGACCACGAUCAUGCGCAUGAACACAAGGCCCAGAAAGUCCUCGGAGUGAUUCACGUGGUUGCCUCCCGCGGGGCCGAUCUGGAAGAUGUUCGCCAACGGACAGUGAAUUACCUUCGCGAAAAGGAUAUGGAUGUCGUGGUUCAAGUUGAGCGUGACGGAGACGGCCGUUGCUGGUGCGGGGGUGGAAACAAAGGCCCCUGAGUGACGCAAACCAACCUCUUAUUGGAACGUCAAUUUCGAAUCUGUCGGUCAGCAUUUCCUACUCGGCCUAUUUCGGUAUCUUUUGGCCAACCCAGCUGUCUCUAAACCCCAGACGAUGUAUAAACUGGGGGCAAUGGAGUUGGUUUACCCAUUUGGUACACCAAUCAUCAGCACAUCACAUAUGUUCUAAGAGAAUACUACAUACAACGAUUAUCUUCUGUCAAACCUACCCCAGUCUUUGCCUGUAUCACCCGUAAAUUAGACGUGCUCCUGGACGCAGUAGCAUCCGUGCUACCAAACCCUUCCGGUCGUCGGUAUG